AUGAACGCACCUCGGUCGCCAGUCUCCACAACAAUAACUCCAGAGGAAUCAUCAAUGUCACUAGAUAGGGAGCUUGCAGUAAUAAUCAUCGUCGUAGAAGCGCUAGCGUUUGCUGAAGCCGACGCCUGUGCAGGCGUGUACUCUGUAUCAAAAGUAGAGCUAGAACUCGAGCUGAAAUUGAGAGCAGGCGCCGAUGUCGACGUUGCUUCCGAGUUUGCAUUCGUCGUCAAGGCCUUGUGUGCGGAGGCAGGUGCACUGGGUUCUACCGGUGGCGGUGUGUCUACCGCUGCUGCGGAAUCUUCUACGAUAACUGGUGCUGUUUCUGGUGUAGUUACGCUCGGUGUCGUCGCUGCUGAGCUCGGUGUCGUCGCUACUGAGUUCGGUGUUCUUGCUGCUGAGCUCGACGUCUGCGCUGCUAGGCUCGGCGUCCUCGUUGCUGGGGCUGGGCUCGACGCUCUAACUGUCUCGGUCGAGCUGAUUGCCGUUGGGGGUGGGGUCGUCUGGAGUCGUGUCUGUCAAAGUAUCAGCGGCCCCGGAAACGAUGUCCGUUACCGUGCUGAAGAGGGGCAUCGCGACAAUAGAGAUUCCAGUGCGCUAUCGAGUUGGACGAUAAGAUGCUAA
This is a messenger RNA of Peronospora belbahrii, 621 nucleotides long. NCBI's taxonomy places the organism in Eukaryota, Oomycota, Peronosporomycetes, Peronosporales, Peronosporaceae. The record is from the annotation of a GenBank genome assembly.